AUGGAGUCGAUUUUCUUGUUAAUGACUAUCCUAUCGUCACUCUUUUUACCGAGCAUCCAAGACUCUACUACAAGCAAGACAUUUUCAAGUAGUAGUAAUUACAGGAGUACCACCACGACUACGUCGACGGACAAUAUUCAUGUUCAUAGUGGCCAUUCCGUGAUCCUCAAGAGCUACUCUCUGGGCGGGGACGGAGUCAUGUGUCAACAUAGAGCUAGACCAAACACUGUUCAACCUGGAAACAACAAUCUAGUAGGCGCUCCAGUGGCAGUGAACCUUACAGCUGUGAACUGUCAAGUGCAAUGUUACCCUAGGAUUGAUUUUCUGAUGCAAUCCUAUUCGCGCUUCAGCGUGACUGCCAACAUCUCAUUGAUACGUUUCGUCUUCCAGGAUUGGGGUCGGUUGAAAUUCAACCUGAACUUCAGGGUUAAUCCUUCCCGCUUUUGGUACAAAUCCCUUAGUGAGAACCAAAGGAAAGAGAACCCCUUGAUCGAGUACACUUGGGCUAGAUUGGGAUGCGAGACCAACAGAGUAGUGGUGCAGUGCGAGGCUAGCCCGUAUGAACAACCAGAAGGUGGAUCAUGCAUCUUUGGGAAAAGGCAUAUGACUGAUAGCUACUCUGUGGAACAAGGCGAAGCGUAUAUGAACCUUAGACAUAGUGGAGACACCCUACUCACGACUUCAAGCAUUUUGGAUCAUAUGCCAAUGGACAUUUUCUUUCAAAAUUUGUUUCGUGUUUACAUUGAUUGUGAAUCUACUGAUAGCGGCUGA
Molecule: messenger RNA, 771 nt
Organism: Melampsora larici-populina 98AG31
Lineage: Eukaryota; Fungi; Basidiomycota; Pucciniomycetes; Pucciniales; Melampsoraceae
Exons: 9
Coding region: 1-771 (256 amino acids)
Source: RefSeq, a predicted model, not a curated record